Dromaius novaehollandiae (emu) is the source of this 1466-nucleotide messenger RNA. RefSeq names its product von Willebrand factor D and EGF domain-containing protein-like. The record is from RefSeq and is a predicted model, not a curated record. NCBI's taxonomy places the organism in Eukaryota, Metazoa, Chordata, Aves, Casuariiformes, Dromaiidae. The coding region runs from base 128 to 688 and encodes 186 amino acids. The transcript has 5 exons.
GAGGCGGAGUAGAGCGGGCCCGCGGGGGGGAAGCCGCGGGCGUGGGUGAGCGCGGGGAAGACAGCGGCGCGGCGCGGCGCUGCGCGGCCGGCGCGAGCUGCGUGCGCGGAGGCGAGGCGCCGGGGCCAUGGCGCGGGACGGCGGCGGCGGGGCGCCGCGGCUGCUGCUGUGGCUGGCGCUGUGCGGGCUGUGGCGCGGCGGCGGCGCCGGCGCCGGCGCCCUUCCCGCCCGCGGGGCAGCCCUGCCCUUCGGCCUCGACCCGCCGGCGGCCUGCAGCCCCCGCUGCCAGCACGGGGGCCUCUGCGUCGGCAACGGCACCUGCCUCUGCUCCAAGGGCUACGAGGGCGAGCUCUGCCAGCACGCAACUUGUUAUCCAAAAUGCAAAAAUGAUGGGGAGUGUCUCAGACCCGGAAAAUGCAGAUGUCCGCCUGGCUAUGGGGGUAGAUACUGUCAUAAAGUAAGCUGUGAAGGAGGCUGUCAAAAUGGUGGGGAGUGCAUCUCUGUCAAUGGAGUUGUCAAGUGCCUUUGUGCUUCUGGCUGGACAGGAUCAAGAUGCCAAGAAGCAAUUUGUCCUCAAGGUUGUCGGAAUAAUGGAGCUUGUGUGGCUCCUGGGAUUUGUAGCUGUCCAGCUGGAUGGGUCGGUGGAGCAUGUCAUUUAGAUUAUCGUCAAGCAACCAUCAACAAAUAAAUGCUUUAGUGCUCCCAUUUGUAUCAGGAAAAUGCUUAUCCUUUGUACUCUUCCAUGUAUCGAGAUAGAGGAAAGAUAAGCAUGGAAAGAUAAGCAUGGGAGCUGUAGAGACAUUUGGUACACAAAAUGUUUGGACUGCAGAGUUCCCUUCCCUAUAUCAUCAAUAGUGUUACUGUUCAGGUCUCUAAUAUUAAAAUAAUCAUUGUGUCUGAACUAACUAGAUCUUUAUCCAGUUUGACCUCUCUCCAAGCAGAUCUCAUAAGCAAAUUGCUGCCCCUCACUUGUUAUGUUUACUGGUGUGUAGCUAGGGGAGAGCUAAGGCUCUGCCUGCUUGGUGCCCCUCUGCCACUCUUCUUUCGGCAGAGUGGGGGACAGAAAGGCAAUGCAUAAGCAACAGCUAGUGAGUGCAUAGUAACUGUUUCCCCAUGGAUGCCUACAUCCAAGAACUGCCUUGAAGAAGUUUCAACAGGAAUUUUUAUUUUCCCUCACUACCAUGGUGGCAUCCAUCUCAAAAACAGUCUGUCCCUUAAAGAGCAACAGAAAUGAUAGUAUUUUAAAAGGGGAAUGGAGCAUAAAUAAGUCUAGACAUACUGUCACUGUAUUCCAGUGAAGGCCAUGAGGCCAUAAAUUGAGAGGCAUUGCUUUUCAGUUCUUCCAUUGUCCUUUUAUUUAUACUGUCCCAGUGCUGUCACUGGGGAACAAUUCUGCUUGUACAGUGAGACAAAGAAGAAAAAUGAUCCUGUGUUGUGUGGAAGACACAGUAUGUAUCUGGUGUCUC